AUGACAAAAUACGUAUUCUUCACCUAUGGUAUUAUUGAAGGCUAUCAAAAGGGCAUAAUCGCUGCCUCUACAGCUCUACUCCUGCGAGCACAGGGAUUGAAAGUAACAGCUGCUAAAAUUGAACCAUAUGUACAAUUAGACGGGAAAAAUCUUGAUCCUGGAUUCGUUUUUGUCACAAGAGACGGUUGUGCAGUAGUCGAAGAAAUAGGCAAUUAUGAACGAUUUAUCGAUGCGGGAGUGCCCGGAUCACAUUACAUAACUAGUGGGCAAGUCUUUCACGGACUCGUCGAGAAAGAGCGUGCUGGAGGGUUUUUAGGGCGAUCAGUGACAUUAGUUGGGGAUGGAACGGAUCGAAUGCAAGAACUUAUUGAGGCUGCAGCAAAAGGAGCGGAUGUCUGUAUAAUAGAGCUCGGGGCAGAAAUAGAUCCACCAGACGUUCAAACUUGGCUAGAGGCAAUAGAUGAAUUCCAGAACAGAGUUGGAGAAGACAACGUCGCAUUUAUUCAUGUG
This is a messenger RNA of Paraglomus occultum, 510 nucleotides long. NCBI's taxonomy places the organism in Eukaryota, Fungi, Glomeromycota, Glomeromycetes, Paraglomerales, Paraglomeraceae. The record is from the annotation of a GenBank genome assembly.